Pseudovirgaria hyperparasitica is the source of this 1152-nucleotide messenger RNA. RefSeq lists its product as uncharacterized. The transcript has a single exon. The record is from RefSeq and is a predicted model, not a curated record. The coding region runs from base 1 to 1152 and encodes 383 amino acids. Lineage: Eukaryota; Fungi; Ascomycota; Dothideomycetes; Acrospermales; Acrospermaceae.
AUGAUGAUUCCCGAUAGGUCUCCCGAAAUACCACUACUUGCCUUAUCCACUUUUUCAUUCCCGGCCUCAUCUACUUCGUCUGACCUGCGGCAUGUUGAAACAUUCCGUUACAGUCCUAUUGAUGACAGCUUGGGCAAUCCGAGCGUAGGUGCUGCAAGACGGUAUGCCGAGCUGUACCACCUUGCUCUCACUAGCAAUGGGGAAAUCAGUCCCAAAACGAAAGUUUCGUUCACGGAAGACGAGACCAUAACAGAGAGGCCAAAGUUGAGGAGAAUCUCUGCGAGAGUCGGUGGCUACCGCGAUCAAGACAUUGCUGCCGAAGCAGCAUCGAGCUCCCUGGAGUUGGAUCAAGUCGCAGAAAAGUCGGAAAUGCCGCCUUCGGCGGCCCUUGAGUCUUCUACAGCAAGCCAGUAUGAAUCGAACAAUAAAUCCAGGGAUGAGGUCGAGCUCGACUGUGAUGAUACGACACACCAGCGUGACCCAUGCACGGACGCAAUAUACCACGGCCUGUCACAAGCUUCACCUCUCAUCCUAAGUAGACCAAGCAGUACUAUUACCUUCUCUGACGCCACAUCUGAAUACCACGAACGUGGACCGACAUCUUCGCUCGACUCGACAUCUAGCUGCUGUAUCGAACUUGAGCACACGCUCACGCUCGCCAAUGCGCUCAUCGGAUCUCUUCAUGCGGAUAUCGAUAUGCUGCGCCUAUAUAUGCGCCGCAGCGACGCCGAGAUACAGAAGCUCAGGCAGACGGUGGAUUACUCAAACGAGGUGCUAGGAGAAACAUACAAUAUUAUUCAUUCGUUGGAGAAGGAAAUCAGUGAGGUGGUGAGGAAGCUCGAAGACGGGCAGGCAUCGGGCAAGAAAGGGGCUUCUGGUAGCGUGUCUGGUAGGUGGUCGAGAAAGUUUGGAAAGGCCAUGAGGGGAACGGAUCUGCUCCAAAAGCUGCGAGAUGAUCAAAAUAUGACUGCGUGGUCAAUGACCAAUCUCGAAAGCAGUCUACAUUUCGGGACAGAACGAACAGAGUCGGUGUCGUUCAUGGCAUUGAGAGGCUUUCAUGGCAAGGUACGGGAAAAUGCAAAGGACUUGAAGAGCAAGAUUGAGCAAUUCAUUGAGAAGGUGCGAUUGUGUCAGCGACUGCAGACACGUUGA